AAAGUUGGUACGGACGACGUCGAAUCCGCAAUCCUCUCCAUUUACCCAUCAAUCUCCGUCACCUCUCAACUUCAACUCCAUCCAACACCGCAACGCCGUCAAUUCACCUCGUCCAUUCCUAUUCUCCAUAAAUCCACCCUCGAUUGAUAAACCCUAGUCAAAAUGGUCCAACUCCAAGAAGUCGAGGACGAGCACUACGCCCAGGAGAAGCCCCAGGCCACCAAGAACAACGUCCUUCUUGCCUCGGAUGACGAGGAUGACGACUACACUGAUACCGAGUCUGAGAUCUCCGAGGACUCCGAUGUCGAGCUCGAUGGCGAGACUUUCUACGAGCGUCUGUCCGCUCUGAAAGAUAUCAUCCCUCCCUCCGCCCGCCGCCAGGUCACCAGCACAGUUUCUUCCAUCACCUCAUUCACAAAGUCUAGUCUCAUGUUCAGCGGUCGGGCACUCUGGGUUAUCAGCACCAGUGCUUUCCUUGUCGGUAUCCCAUUCGCGCUCGCCUAUGCAGAGGAGGAGCAGUACGUGCAGAUGGAGCGUGAGCAGGGCAUGAUCAAGGGUGCCAAUGAGAUGCUCACCCCUGGUGCGGUUUCCGAGGAGCAGAGGCAGGCUCAACCUACCCUGUAAAUGGACGGCGCUAGCGAAGGCGAAGACCGCAACAGGUGUCAAUGAUCAGCCAUCAACAGCCUUAACCUAUAGUCUAUGCUCGAAUCGCCUGUUGCUGUAGAGCCUGCAGCAUUGUACGCCAUC
Messenger RNA from Aspergillus pseudotamarii, 747 nucleotides. Its product is annotated as mitochondrial import receptor subunit TOM22. The record is from RefSeq and is a predicted model, not a curated record. NCBI's taxonomy places the organism in Eukaryota, Fungi, Ascomycota, Eurotiomycetes, Eurotiales, Aspergillaceae. The transcript has 3 exons. The coding region runs from base 163 to 624 and encodes 153 amino acids. Gene Ontology annotation, biological process: intracellular protein transport. Gene Ontology annotation, cellular component: mitochondrial outer membrane.